Messenger RNA from Cinclus cinclus, 969 nucleotides. It is a transcript of the gene CRHBP, whose product is annotated as corticotropin releasing hormone binding protein. Gene Ontology annotation, molecular function: corticotropin-releasing hormone binding. NCBI's taxonomy places the organism in Eukaryota, Metazoa, Chordata, Aves, Passeriformes, Cinclidae. Bases 1 to 969 code for a protein of 322 amino acids. The record is from RefSeq and is a predicted model, not a curated record. The transcript has 7 exons. Gene Ontology annotation, biological process: negative regulation of corticotropin-releasing hormone receptor activity; hormone-mediated signaling pathway; negative regulation of corticotropin secretion.
AUGCCGUCUGCUUUCCAGUUUCAAUGCCACCUCAUUCUCAUCUUCCUGGCAGCCUCCAAGGGAGAAACAAGAUACCUAGAGGUGAGGGAUGCUGGUGAAGAUGACCCCUUCCUCCUGCUCAGUGAGGAUCUGAAGCGAGAGCUGUCUGCAGGACAGAUCUACCGGCGGUCGCUCCGGUGCAUUGACAUGCUGAGUAUAGAGGGGCAGUUCACCUUCACCGCAGACCAACCACAGCUGCACUGCGCAACCUUCUUCAUCGGGGAGCCCGAGGAGCUCAUCACAAUACACUACGACUUUGUAAACAUCGACUGCCAAGGCGGGGAUUUCCUGAAGGUGUUUGAUGGAUGGAUACUCAAGGGAGAGAAAUUUCCCAGUUCCUUGGACCAUCCACUCACCACUUCUCAAAGAUAUGUAGACUUCUGUGAAAGUGGAAAUAUUCAGAGGAGCAUCAGAUCGUCACAGAACGUAGCAAUGAUUUUCUUCAGGAUUCAGCAAGCAGGCAAUGGAUUUACUGUCACAGUCAAGAAAAACAGCAACCUCUUCCCUUGCAAUGUCAUCUCUCAGACCCCCUCAGGAAGGUUUACCAUGGUCAUUCCUCACCAGCACAGAAACUGCAGCUUCUCCAUAAUCUACCCAGUGGUGAUAAAAAUAUCUGAUCUUAUCCUGGGACAUUUAAAUGGUCUCUUUUUAAAGAAACCAUCUGCAGGCUGUGCAGGAGUGGGAGAUUUUAUAGAGCUUCUUGGAGGAGCUGGCUUAGACCCAUCCAAGAUGUUUCCACUAGCUGACCUCUGUCACUCCUUUCAUGGGUCUGCCCAAAUGAAGAUUGGCUGUGACAACACUGUGCUGCGAAUGGUUUCCAGUGGCAAGCACAUCAACCGUGUGACAUUUGAGUACCAUCAGCUGGAUCUGCAGGAAACAGAAACAAGAAAGGAGAACAGCAUUGAGGAAUUCUGCUUUCCUAGUAUCUGA